Messenger RNA from Raphanus sativus (radish), 1122 nucleotides. Its product is annotated as transcription factor MYB20-like. The coding region runs from base 50 to 991 and encodes 313 amino acids. NCBI's taxonomy places the organism in Eukaryota, Viridiplantae, Streptophyta, Magnoliopsida, Brassicales, Brassicaceae. The record is from RefSeq and is a predicted model, not a curated record. The transcript has 3 exons.
AUUAGACUAUAUAAAGUAAGAAAAUUUGUACAGUAAGAGAGAGAGAGAGAUGGGGAGGCAACCAUGUUGUGACAAAGUAGGCUUGAAGAAAGGGCCAUGGACUGUUGAAGAAGACAAGAAGCUCAUCAACUUCAUCCUCACCAAUGGCCACUGCUGUUGGAGAGCUCUUCCCAAGCUUUCUGGACUAUUGAGGUGUGGUAAAAGCUGCAGAUUAAGAUGGAUAAAUUAUCUGAGACCUGAUUUAAAAAGAGGCUUUUUAUCAGAAUAUGAAGAACAAAUGGUCAUUGAUCUUCAUGCCCAACUUGGCAAUAGAUGGUCAAAGAUUGCCUCUCAUUUACCAGGAAGAACUGAUAAUGAAAUAAAGAACCAUUGGAACACGCACAUAAAGAAAAAGCUAAAGAAGAUGGGUAUUGACCCUAUGACGCAUAAGCCUCUCUUGGAAGGUUCGCAACAACAAGCUCAUGAUGAGAAGAACACAAACCAAGAAGAUCAACAAACUAAAAAAGAAGAAGAACAACAAUAUCAACUAGAUAAAGAUUUGGAAAAGAACAACACACCAAUUUCUACUGAUGAUGGAUUUUGCAUUGAUGAAGUCCCAUUACUCAAUCCACAUGAGAUAUUUGUGGACAUUUCUUCUGCUCACCAUCAUACUAGUGAUGAUAAUGCCAACUUUAACAUUAGUAACUCCACUUCACCUUCUUCGUCUACCUCGUCGUGCAUAUCAUCAGUACCUAGUGAUGAGUUCUCAAAGUUUCUUGAUGAAAUUGAGAUUGUUGACAUCAAGUGGCUCUCCUCCGAUGAUUCAUCAAGGGAUAACAUUAAUUACAACGACGCCAAGUUCAACGACAAUGUUGAUACGAUGAAAUUGUGGGAUAUCAAUGAUUUGAGCAGCUUGGAAUUGUUUAUGAAUGAUCAUGAUGAUAGUUUGGUUGGAAGCGGAUGUUCAAGAAUGGUUAUAAAUCAAGAUUCAUUGACAUUUGAUAUCCUUUAACUUUUAGUUUUAUCUCUUGUUGUCUUAAAUUGUUUUAUGUUUGUUUUGGGUUGGUGUUGCAGUUUAGUGGACGACUAAGUGCAAAAGUACAUAUGUAAUAAAGAUUGCAAUUGUGAACAUAAUUUUCUCUA